GUAACAAAGUAAGAAACCCUAGUUGAGUUGUCCUUAAAUUAAAAACUUUCUCUUCCCUGAGAACUCCGGUGCUGCCGUGGUGCCGUGUUCCCGGUUGGAGUGUGUUUGUGUUCUCUGUGUUACCGUUUUCCAGCAGUUGCAGGUACAUUUUUUGCAAUUUAAAUAAUGACUUUGUUGGAAAUAGUUAAGGAUGCUUCACUCAAUUCAAAACCACUUGAUUUACCUUUGGACUACCCAAUUGUUUUGAACCCAGAUACUAUAAUACCUAAUUUAAACCCCCAACCUAAAGACCAAUCUUCCUCAUCCCUUGUAAAACCUCUUGUUGGAUGGAAAAUUUCCCAAACUGAUGCUGAGAUCAUUCACAUUUCCAAAAACUUUUUUACACAGCUAAAGACAAAGCUCAAGUACACCAAUAAGUUGGACAAGGGUGAGUUCAUUGGUAGUUUGAAUUCCUAUCUAGAAAACAUCGGCGAGAAAGCAGGAAUUGUGAUUGGGGCUGAUUCAUCGAGUAGUGGUUAUAGCAAGAUUUUGAUUGAAAAACUUGGACUGUUCAUGGGUAAAGAUGUUGCUGGCCUGGUUUUGGAUGGAUGUGUUUCUUUGGAGAUUUGGGAAGUGGUUGAGGCUUUGAUUGUUAAUGGUAUUAUUGAACAUUCUUGUUAUUCAAACUUGGUUGCCAAGUUAGUGGAAAAAAAGAGGUCCCAUUUACUCUGUUUAUGCAUUAAGCAUGCAUUUGAUCUUGGUUCGACAGAAUUACUCACGAUUUUUAAGUAUUUUCUUUCUCCGUCCAAAGAUGCUUAUAACAGUAUGGUAACUGUGAAGAAGGAGUGGGAGAGCCAAGCACUGUUAGCCAUUGAGAAAGCAAGUGAUAGCAACCACAAGAGGAAAAACUUGCUUGUGGCAAAGGAAGCUUCCAUUUUGCUUAUGAUGGCAUAUGAUGGUUUCUCUGCAUCUGAGAUUUGUUUGCAUUAUCUGAUUUCAUCAUCCAACAUCAGCGAUGUGAUGUUAUCACCCUUAUUCAGUAAGUUGAAUUGCAAAGAGUUGAUAAACUUGAUUCGUUAUUUAGCAAAGUGGUUGAAUAAAUAUGAGAGGUUUCCUCAAGCAGGACCAUGUCCAAAAGCAUCAUCAGUUUUGGGUUUGAAGGCUUGUGAUUGGGUUCCUAAACUGGAAGAUGUUGUAAAAUGUCUUGGUGUGGUGCUUGAUGAGAAUUUUUCAUCGUUGGUGUUACAUCCACAGUUUCACGAGGAGCUGAGAUCAAUUGAAGGAGUGGUUAGUUGUUUAACUACUGAAGCCAAAUUUUGUUACUUGGUGGCUGAUGUAGUGGACAAACUAAAAAUCGAAGUAAAAGGUGGAAAUAAUUAAGUCGCUUCCGAAGAGUCAUUAUUGCUUUUGAUGUGUUUAGCAUUUUUGGCGAUGAUGUACUCAUGUAUGAACUGAAGAUCAAUGAGCAAAAACACAUUUCUAUUUC
This is a messenger RNA of Abrus precatorius (Indian licorice), 1465 nucleotides long. RefSeq lists its product as uncharacterized. Bases 166 to 1359 code for a protein of 397 amino acids. NCBI's taxonomy places the organism in Eukaryota, Viridiplantae, Streptophyta, Magnoliopsida, Fabales, Fabaceae. The record is from RefSeq and is a predicted model, not a curated record. The transcript has 2 exons.